AUGUCGCAUAUUAAACUAUAUAAUUUUAUAUUAAUAUUUUUAUGCGUUACGUUGAACAAUUUUUCAGUUUUAUCAGAAUUAUCAGAAUUAUUAAAAUUGGAGAAUGCUGUCAACAUUGCAUUACGUCAUAAUAUAUUGAAAGACGAUCAUUUGUCAUACAGUAUUAAACUUAACGAUGUGGAUUUAUUUCUGUAUGGAUAUUUUCUUCCAUCUGCAGCUGCAGAAACAAAAACAGAUAUGUACAUGAGUGUAUUUUAUAUUUCUACGAACUGUUCAUUUGCUGAAUGGCUUCUGAAUAGACUAUUUAAUUUCAUCGAAAUAUUUCCAAUAUAUUAUCAAUCGAAAUUUCAAUACACUUAUAACAAUGAGUUUAAUAAUGAUUUUGUAAGACCGAAUCUAAUUGAUAAAUUAAUUGAAAUUGACUCUUUUGUUCAACGCUUCAUAAAUAUUUUACUGCACAAUUUUUUACGUCUCACUGAUUCCAGAGAUAAUGAUACGUCGUUAUUAAAAACAAUGUUAUUACUUCAAUUUAAAAUUCACUUUUUGACGCUACCUGUAGAUACCAGUCAACCGCCAUCAGAUGAUGUAGUUGUUCGUUCAAUUCUUGAAAUAAUGAACUUAAUUCAAAUGUUUAUGGCCACGAAUUGUGAUGUUCACACAUAUAAUGAAAAAUAUUUUACGGAUGAUGAAUAUUUUAUUAACCAUCACAUUCAUUCGAUUUCUGGAUAA
Macrosiphum euphorbiae (potato aphid) is the source of this 729-nucleotide messenger RNA. The record is from the annotation of a GenBank genome assembly. NCBI's taxonomy places the organism in Eukaryota, Metazoa, Arthropoda, Insecta, Hemiptera, Aphididae.